CAGGUGAGGCCGUGAGCCCAGUGAUGAUGCCUCGUGUGGAGGACGGUAAAGCCGGAGGCUGCGGACAAGGCCGUGAGAAGUGGACUGGCCCCGACGGGAGCGGGCCUCGGAGGAAAUGGCCGAUUAAAACAGGCAGAGGGAGCGUGCUUGUUGUCGGUGACAGGGACAACGUGAAGGCCAGGUGGCAGGACGCGGAGGGAAGCCGAACUGCCCGACCUGAGAGGUUCUGUGAGGCAUGAGGAGGGGCCGAGAGGAGGAGUCUUGGGAACUGCACACCGUUUAGCCCUUUCGAGGGCUUUGGGUUCAGGGCAACGCACGUGAAAAGAUGAGGCUGGUAGCGUUACGACUUUUAAGUGAAGAGCCGGCGGCAGUGCUAGAUGGGAAGCUGGUGCCGGAACUCAGUGAUAAAAAGCCGGAAGUGGUGGGGGGAGAGGAAAAGGCCCUCCUCGGGGAGACAGGUGGGAGUUCCCGACCCGCGAGGAGCGUCGUGGGCCAGAGGAAUGCUGGCGUGAGCCUGGGCCGGGUCUGGCUUUGGGCUGUUUCCCGUCGCCGCCUGGUUUCCUGGUCUGUAAAAUUGGAAUAACAGCAGUACCUACCGUGGAAGGUUAUGGUGAAGAAUUUUUUUUAUAUCGAUAUUUACAAAAUGCGAGGUGCUGUAAGUGUUUUACAAAGAUGAACCCACUUAAGGGACUCCAUGGCUGCAGGUGACUACACAGUUGUAUACGGUUUUCGGUUAUGUACGUAUAUUCGUCAACACACACAGGUAGUCCCGACUCGGGAUUUUUCUACUCGGUAGUGGGAAAGGGGGUGUGCAUGCCAUGCAAACUGUACUGUGAAUUUUGAUCUUCUCCCGGACCAGCUCUGUGCCGUAGGAUUCCAUGCUUUUCGUGAGCUGGGCAGUGAGCCCCGCUCCCAGGCCGCCGCGCGAUCCCGAGAGUGAACAGCCGAUACUCUACACAUGUGGUCAUGUUAGAGGGCGGUGCCCACCUGGAGGCUGAGCUGUGCUGCUCUGCAGGUUGGGUGUAUUAAAGGCGGUUCGAUGUGCAGGAAUACAAGGGGCUUAUUGGGAAGCCCCCCGCCCAUCGUAAGUCCUGAAGCUGCUAUAGUAAGCACGUGUUGGCCGCUAUAAUAUUUUUUAUUAAUGAGCCAAAGGUUACUACAAGGUUUUGAGCCUGAAUGGCGAGGAGGUUUGUGUGUCUUAAAGUCAGAAAAAACAACAACAGAGGUUCAGGAAGCAAAGUAGGUUUGUUUUUCGACGUGUUAAACGUGAUGCUGCAAGGUGUUCCAAUGGGGGUGUCUAAUCAGUAUUGAGGGAUGUGGACAGGACUGGUAAUAGAGAUGAGUAGUCCCGUGGCGGAGGCAGUCUCUAUGACGUCUCCAAGGAAAGUACUGUGGGAAGAAUCGGGAGAUGGCCAAGGACCAUCACGAGGAACAACUACAGUUAGGGAAUCAGAUGAAUUGGGGAAGUGUUGAUAGAUGGCGUAGGUUAAGGGCAUUAUCACCACGUGAAUGUUAUCUUCCCUUGAUUUUUAACUGGUUUUACGGUGGUUACUUUGCUAAGAAAAAUGGGGCCAGUGAGUGGUUCCUGUGUUUUUUAAGUUGCGUGGGUGUUUGGGGGCUGGCUUUUCACUUUACCAUGUCAAGCGCAUGUGGGCUUGGCUUGUUACUUCCUUCACGUGUUGUCUCUUUUAUCCAUAACCAGUGUUUUCAGUGAAUUUGACUUAGUGUGGGAACUAUGACAUCUUUCAAAAACUGCCAAGUUGCUGUGCCAUUUUCUGUGCCAAGGGGAGGGGGCUACCCUGACUGUACUAGAACAGUAGAUCUCAAACCGAGGACCACAGCAGCACUGGGGAACUUGUUAGAAAUGGACAGUCUUGGGCCCCUCCCCAGACCUACUGAGUCAGAAAUGGGCCUUGGGGAGGGGAGGUGGCUCGGGUCCCUGCAAUCAGUUCUCCUGAGCCCCAGGUGAGCUGGGUACUUACAGCGAUUGAGAAUCACUGUGCUAGAAGGUGAGUGCUGCGAGGUCAGGGAGUUUGUUGACCUGUAUCUAGCAUCUACAGCAGUACCUGCCUAGUUAGUUAGUUUACAAUAAAUGUUCGUUGAUAAAUAUUUUCAAUCUCAGGCUCUCAGUCUCGGUGUAAAAACGUAAGAGGGUGAUUAAAUGGACAGAAGCUAAUUUAGUGACAUUGAGGCCAUAGAUCAGAUAUCUGUGAGAGGGGCAUGACAAUGUGAGCAGUUUGCAACUUGAUGAAUGAGGGAUGACAUGUUGAAUCAUGGAUGAGUAAAAAGCUGCCUCACCCGUGGUUUCAGAGCUAACAUGGGGCUCACCAAGCAGUACCUUCGCUAUGUUGCCAGUGCAGUCUUUGGCCUCAUUGGCAGCCAGAAAGGCAAUAUUGUCUUUGUGACACUUCGUGGGGAAAAAGGCCGCUACGUGGCAGUACCAGCCUGUGAGCAUGUUUUCAUCUGGGACUUGAGAAAAGGAGAGAAGAUCCUUAUCCUUCAGGGGCUUAAACAAGAAGUCACUUGCUUGUGCCCCUCCCCAGAUGGGCUGCACUUAGCUGUUGGUUAUGAGGAUGGGUCUAUUCGAAUCUUCAGUCUCCUGAGUGGGGAAGGAAAUGUAACCUUCAAUGGACACAAAGCAGCCAUCACUUCCUUGAAGUAUGAUCAGCUGGGAGGCAGGCUGGCAUCUGGGUCCAAGGACACAGAUAUUAUUGUGUGGGACGUGAUCAAUGAAAGUGGCCUCUACCGUCUAAAGGGGCACAAGGACGCCAUCACACAAGCAUUGUUCCUACGAGAAAAGAACCUGCUAGUCAGUAGUGGGAAAGAUACCGUGGUGAAAUGGUGGGACCUUGAUACCCAGCACUGCUUCAAAACGAUGGUUGGCCACCGAACUGAGGUGUGGGGGUUGGUUCUGGUGUCAGAAGAAAAGCGACUCAUCACGGGGGCUUCGGACAGUGAGCUGAGGGCCUGGGACAUAGCCUAUCUGCAAGAGAUUAAAGAUCUAGAAGAACCAGAGCCCAAGAAAAUCAAGGGGUCGUCCCCUGGAAUACAGGACACACAUGAAGCAGAGGAUGGUGCCCUCGAGGUGGACGAGGCUCCUGAGGAUCGCAUCCUUACCUGCAGAAAAGCUGGUUCCAUCCUGCGGGAAGGAAGGGACAGAGUCGUGAACCUCUCGACCGACAGGACAGGCAGGAUGCUUGCUUGCCAUGGAACUGAUUCUGUGCUGGAAGUGUUCUGCAUCCUCUCCAGAGAGGAGAUUCAGAAGAAAAUGGAUAAGAAGAUGAAGAAGGCCAGAAAGAAAGCCAGAUUAAACUCUGGCAAAGGGGAGGAGGAAGACCUUGAAGUCAGUGUUGAAAUGACUCUGCAAGAUGAAAUCCAGCGGGUGACAAACAUCAAAACAUCUGCCAAAAUCAAAUCCUUUGACCUGAUCCUCUCACCUCAAGGGGAGUUAAAGGCUGUCUUCCUGCUGCAGAACAACUUGGUGGAAUUAUAUUCACUGAACCCAUCAGCGCCUGCACCUCAGCCUGUGAGGACGAGCAGGGUCACCCUCGGGGGCCAUCGCAGUGACGUGCGGACUUUGUCCUUCAGCUCGGACAAUAUCGCUGUCCUUUCCGCGGCAGCCGACUCCAUUAAGAUUUGGAACAGGUCUACACUGCAGUGUAUCCGCACAAUGACCUGCGAAUAUGCGCUUUGCUCAUUCUUUGUACCUGGUGAUAGGCAGGUGGUCAUCGGAACAAAGACAGGACGGCUGCAGCUGUAUGACUUGGCCUCGGGGACGCUGCUGGAGACCGUGGAUGCCCAUGACGGCGCUCUGUGGUCCAUGUCUCUCUCUCCAGACCAGCGUGGCUUUGUGACAGGUGGUGCAGAUAAGUCUGUCAAGUUCUGGGACUUUGAGUUGGUGAAAGAUGAAAAUAGUACCCAGAAGAGGCUUUCUGUGAAGCAAACCCGAACCCUGCAGCUGGAUGAAGAAGUUCUGAGUGUCAGGUACUCACCCCAUCAGAACCUGUUGGCUGUGUCUUUGCUGGACUGCACUGUGAAGAUUUUCUAUGUCGACACCUUAAAGUUUUUUCUCUCACUGUAUGGACACAAACUGCCUGUUAUAUGCAUGGACAUCUCUUAUGACGGAGCACUGAUAGCAACCGGCUCUGCCGACAGGAAUGUGAAAAUCUGGGGUUUGGACUUCGGGGACUGCCACAAGUCUCUCUUUGCACACGACGACAGUGUGAUGUACCUACAGUUUGUCCCCAAGUCUCACCUCUUCUUCACCGCCGGGAAAGACCGGAAGAUAAAGCAGUGGGACGCGGACAACUUUGAGCACAUACAGACUCUGGAGGGGCACCACCAGGAGAUAUGGUGCUUGGCUGUAAGCCCCAAUGGAGACUAUGUCGUGUCAUCGUCCCAUGACAAGUCUCUGAGACUUUGGGAGAGAACAAGGGAGCCUCUUAUUCUUGAGGAGGAGAGGGAAAUGCAAAGGGAAGCAGAAUAUGAGGAGAGUGUGGCCAAAGAAGACCAGCCAGCAGUUCCAGGGGAGACUCAAGGAGAAAAUUACUUUACUGGAAAGAAAACUAUUGAAACAGUCAAAGCAGCUGAGAGGAUCAUGGAGGCUGUUGAACUAUACCGAGAAGAAACUGCAAAAAUGAAAGAACACAAAGCCAUUUGUAAAGCUGCAGGGAAAGAGGUUCCUCUCCCCACCAACCCCAUCCUGAUGGCUUACGGCAAUAUCUCUCCUUCAGCUUACGUGUUGGAGAUUUUUAAAGGAAUCAAGUCAAGUGAGCUGGAAGAGUCGCUGCUGGUGCUGCCUUUCUCCUACGUCCCGGACAUCCUGAGACUCUUCAAUGAGUUCAUCCAGCUGGGCUCUGACGUGGAACUUCUGUGUAGGUGCCUCUUCUUCCUCCUCAGGAUUCACUUUGGGCAGAUCACUAGCAACCAAAUGCUUGUGCCAGUGAUCGAAAAAUUGAAGGAAACAACUAUUUCAAAAGUCAGCCAAGUCCGGGAUGUUAUCGGCUUCAACCUGGCGGGUCUUAACUAUCUCAAGAGGGAGUGCGAGGCAAAAAGUGAAGUUAUGUUUUUCGCUGAUGCUACCAGCCACUUGGAAGAGAAGAAGAGGAAGAGGAAAAAGAGGGAGAAGCUGAUUUUAACACUGACCUAGAACUGAAAUAUGGUGCUUUUUCUACUUUUAAAAAGGACUUCUGAACUCAGCAGCAUUAGAGGCCAAGUCAGCUUACAAGGAGCCAAGUAAGAGCUUACCGUCUGCCGAGGAUCCCAGGAUGUGGCCCUGCUUUGCCUGUGGGCUCCAUUGCUUGGACUUGACCGAUGAGUCGUGGAAAUCUUUUCUGUGCCUCGAAGGUUGGGCCUUUCAGGAGUUGGUCCCCUUAUAAUCUAGCAGAAAGCAAAGAAAUUUUUUAACUAGGUGUGUGUUUCCCUAGAGUUAACAUUUCAAGAGUAUCUUAUUUCUGCCCUGGCAGAUUUGUGACCCUGCGUUCUCCGGCUGAGACAGGUGCACAGUUGAAUGUCCUCUGCCCACAAAUGCACGGUCAUGGAGAGCUGAAAGGACCAUGGAAAUGACCUAGAGCGGCCUCCUUAAACUAACUCUUACAGACUGUUUCUGUAUAUAGAAAUAUCCUACUUGCGAACUGCUUAUCCUUCUCAAUAAAUUAGUUGUUUCUAACUAAAGUGCAGUCGAGCUGAGACUCCUGGCUGGCUUCUGGGUGAUGAGUGCCCUGUAUGUAUAAUGUGUGUCUACAUGGCAGGGAGUUGGGACUGUUUUAGGAAAAGAAAUUGACAAAUGGCCUUUCAUCAGAGCUUUGACCUGGUUGAACUCUUGAGUCACAGAAGUAGAUUUUACGCUUUUUUUGGGGAAUGGGGAUUUCUCAUUGCCCUUAUUACUGACUGUUGGACUUAAACAGAUGCCUUAUGGAGCCUGCUUAGACAGGUGACUACAGGAAGAUCGCGACUGCUGCCAGCGGGUGCUGACAUCACGGGAGGCUGGGAUGGGUGUGGGUCUGUUUCUAGUGAGAGAAUUCUGAUUUCCCCUGGAGCCUGUACAUAACAAUGUUGGUCAUCUUACCUGUUCAACUUUGCAUUUUUAUUCAAAUUUUAUCUCUUUGAGAAACACACUGUCAUUUAUGUCAUGGCACUGUCCUUGCUGUACUCUAAUAUGUACAUGUCUAAAUAAGUUGUGUCAUUUACAUGUUUCAUCUUUAAAAAAAAUCAGAGAGGUUAUAUUUAUAUUUAUCUUCCCAGGGCUGGAAAGCAUGGGAAUUGCCCAGUUUUCUAACUUUCUACUAAAGGAAUAUGUCUAAGUAGAAAGUUCAUAACUACUUACAAAUAUAUUGUGUGUGUGUAUAUGUAUAGUGUGUAAGAGCUGCAUACUUAUUUUUAUAUCAGAAUGUUUUAUGAUGUAAUACUAAAUUAUAGGCAGAGGCCUUCCCCUGCAUUUGAAGAGCAGGUUUCCAUUUAUAUGUAUUUUGGAGGGAUAAAAAAUAAUGAAAUUUAUAAAAAUAGUGCCAUAAAGUUGCUUUGAUCAUUUAAAA
Myotis lucifugus (little brown bat) is the source of this 6533-nucleotide messenger RNA. It is a transcript of the gene WDR3, whose product is annotated as WD repeat domain 3. The record is from RefSeq and is a predicted model, not a curated record. Lineage: Eukaryota; Metazoa; Chordata; Mammalia; Chiroptera; Vespertilionidae. Gene Ontology annotation, biological process: maturation of SSU-rRNA. Bases 2318 to 5149 code for a protein of 943 amino acids. The transcript is spliced from 27 exons. Gene Ontology annotation, cellular component: Pwp2p-containing subcomplex of 90S preribosome; small-subunit processome. Gene Ontology annotation, molecular function: protein binding; snoRNA binding.